AUGUCCCGCGUGGUCCACGUCCUGCGCGCUGGCCGCCUCUCCUACCAAGCUGGGCUGGACCUGCAGCGAGCCGUCUCGUCCACCGUCGCCAACAGUCCCAACGGCCCGCUCCGCAACGUCCUGAUCCUCACGGAGCACGACCCCGUUUACACCGUCGGAAUCCGCACCAAAGCGUACGGCCCGGAAGAGGAGCGCCGACUGAAGCAGCUCGGGGCGGACUUCUUCCGCACGAACCGGGGCGGUCUCAUCACGUUUCACGGGCCCGGCCAGCUGGUCGCCUAUCCGGUGCUGAACCUGAAGAACUUCCAGCCCAGCGUCCGGUGGUACGUUUGUCACGUGGAAAAAACGGUCAUUGAGCUGUGUCGGAGGUUCGGGAUCCGGGCGGAGACGACGCAGGACACGGGCGUGUGGGUGGGGGGUGGCGAGCGGAAGAUUUGCGCCAUCGGAAUCCACGCCAGCAGGUACGUAACGACGCACGGGUUGGCGCUCAACUGCGACACGGAGUUGGACUGGUUCGGGCACAUUGUGCCGUGCGGGAUCGAGGGGAAGGGGGUCACGUCGUUGAGUCGGGAGUUGGGGAGGAAGGUGACAGUGGGGGAGGUUACGGGGACGUUUUUGGACAGCUUUCGGGACACGUUGGAGUGCGAUUUGGAGGAGUUGGACGAGGACGGGAGACUUGCUUUGGUGGGGAGUUCUUCGAAAUGAUUCUGGUUGGACAGCGUGACCUUAUUCACAGCCCAAUAAGCCAAUUUUGUAUUUAAAUAAAGUUGAGAUUAUUCCGAUUCUUUAAAAAUUAA
This is a messenger RNA of Culex pipiens pallens (northern house mosquito), 797 nucleotides long. It is a transcript of the gene Lipt2, whose product is annotated as putative lipoyltransferase 2, mitochondrial. NCBI's taxonomy places the organism in Eukaryota, Metazoa, Arthropoda, Insecta, Diptera, Culicidae. The record is from RefSeq and is a predicted model, not a curated record. Gene Ontology annotation, molecular function: lipoyl(octanoyl) transferase activity. Gene Ontology annotation, cellular component: mitochondrion. Gene Ontology annotation, biological process: protein lipoylation. Bases 1 to 705 code for a protein of 234 amino acids. The transcript has a single exon.